This is a messenger RNA of Suillus clintonianus, 1597 nucleotides long. RefSeq lists its product as uncharacterized. Lineage: Eukaryota; Fungi; Basidiomycota; Agaricomycetes; Boletales; Suillaceae. Bases 105 to 1121 code for a protein of 338 amino acids. The transcript is spliced from 2 exons. The record is from RefSeq and is a predicted model, not a curated record.
CAGUUGCUUGCCUUGCCCUACUCAGAACAUUUUCAAGUCCUCCGCAGAGCUCAGCUCAGCUCUGAAGCUAUCCUCCUCCUCCUCUCUUUCAGUAUUUACAAGGCAUGGACGUCGACUGGUGUCUUUCGUGUGAUCGCAGACUUGAUGGUCUGACGACCGCUUCAGGUCCAUAUUGCUCACCAGAGUGUCUUUCAUUUGCUCAACCAGCAUCUAGGCUCGCUGCUCCAGUAGCGACUCCUGCACCCAACACUCACCGCAUUCAUCAAUGGGCUGCCGCUAUCCCGCCGCAUGUACCUGCUGGCGCACCCUCUUGCCCCUUUGCGGAGGUAUCUGCUUCAGCAUCCACUCAGUCAACUCGUCGUUCCCCUUCACCUCGUGCCCGCUUUCAAGCAACGCCCAAAUUGAUUGAGCGUACAUCCGCUACGGCACCCGUCCCAACACUCUGCGUUUCAUCACCAGCCCAAGUACGACCUCUCCCCCCCACGCGCAGCACGCACUGCGCUUACUUUAAUGGCAAUACGGCGUCCAACACCACUGCCAGCAUGAGUGAAGCAAGCACUUCCCUUACUAGUCUCUUGAGCGAGCCGCUCGUGGCUACUCCAGAUGAAGGUGACUCCCCCUUCGGCAUUGGCGCUUUCGUUCGCUCGUGGGUUCACCGCGACCGCGAACAUGCCAAGUCCACAAACGAGGAAGUCGUAGAAGAGAUCAAAUCAUAUUUCCCACCAUAUUUAUCCUCCAAGACCUCGCCGCCCCGCCAAAAAAAAUCCAAGAUUAUCCAGUCGCCUCCGCCUGCCCCCAUCAUACGCCAAAAAUUCGCCGUUAUGAAAGCAACUCAUUUUAAUGACCGUGACCGCUCAACACCCACUGACUCCCACACCCCUACGCCCGUUGUCUUUCCUUCAUGCCGGGCUGCCGAGUUUGACUUGGAUGACGACGACGACGACGAGAGUUUCGUGCCCCAGGCUCACUACCACCACCACUUCCAACAGAAGUACGAGCCUCAGACGCGUUCUCCUUCGCUCUCCCCUUCCAACUCGAGUUCGGGUUCCUCCAUCCUCCUGAUGGCGCCGAAGCGAGUGGACGCCCGAGGUCGUCGCGGCGGUCGUGUUAUCGCGCCAUGAGGUGCUGCGCGUCUUUUUCAUUAUCACUAUCACCCCUUCCUCACUCAGCAUAUUCGCAAAAUCGCCUCGUGCCGAUAGGCGCUCAUUCACGCAAUUGACUUAUGGACUCUCCCUCGAAACGAAAAAAAAAUCCACCUCAUGGUUGUUGUUUGUUAUACUCCCCCCUUUCAAAACCCAGGAACGCUCUCCGUGCAUCUUGUACACCACUUUUCCUUCUCCCUUUCGACGCUUGCUUGACUUUUUGAGCACCCCACAAUCACAAUCAUUCAACUUUCUCGCUAUUUUUUUCUUCUUCGCACACACACACUCCUUCUCACUCCUCACACACUGUAUAUACAUGCAUAUACACAUAGAUCUCGUUGCACUUGCAUAAACACGUCUCACUCCUGGAUAUGGUAUUUGAUUUAUUGUACAAUAGAUUUUGGCAACAAGCCAAACGGAAUCGAUUUUGAACAGAUUUUCUGGUUGGAAACCUA